Molecule: messenger RNA, 2475 nt
Organism: Stylonychia lemnae
Lineage: Eukaryota; Ciliophora; Spirotrichea; Sporadotrichida; Oxytrichidae
Source: the annotation of a GenBank genome assembly
AUGAGUAAUGUGAAAAUAAAUGAGGGUCUAGGAUCAAGAACUACAAACACACCUGUGAGUAGCUACAAAACAAUAAUUGACAAAUUACCAAACUUUUUUCAUUCUCAAAAGGAGUUUAUUUCUAUACCUAAAGGAAAACCAUUUUUAAAAAGAUCACCUAGAAAUGGCAUUGCAAAUUAGUCGGCCAUAGCAACAUUGUAAAAUGAUAGAUAUUUGUAAACUCUGAAAGAGCAAACUAAAGAAGACUUUGAGCUCCUUUAUAGUCAAGUGAAAGAAAGCGAUAUAAAUGGAUUAACACUCGGAAAUAUUAACACAUUUGACUAUGGUUAAUUUAUUCUAGAUCUCAAAGGAAUACCUACAGGAGUAUCUAAGGUUUUAGAAGAUAAGAUGUAGAAUAUAUAAGAUGAACAUCAGCUUUAAAUGGAUUUACAGACUCAAAAUUAUAAUUCACCUCCAGGAAAUUAAUUGAAAGUAAAUUUCAAGUUUGAUCCUAAACGAAUUAAGAAUUUGCCUCAAAGACCUCUCUAUACAUUUCAACAGAGCUAUGUAUAACCAGCGAAUCAUUUGACCAAAGAAAUCUCACCAGUAUAGUAAACAUUCAAAGAAGUAGUAAAUUUCUACAAGCCAUUAAUGUAAAUAACAAUGAGCAAUGGUUCAUCAAGAGAUAACUCUCCAAAUAAAUAUCAGUAAAAUACUUGGUAAGUCUAGCUACCAGAUGAAUUAAUAAGACAUAACUAGAACAAAGGAAGAUUUUAUUCAUUUCAAAGCCCAACUCACUAGUAAUUUACUCACUCCACUUUAGGGGGAAUGCAGCCGAAUUUUAAAAGCUUAAAAGAUCUGACGAGGUCUAAAUAUACUAUCACUACAGAUAAUAAGGAUUAGGAGCGAAUGUCAAAGUAUAUGGAAGAUUAUAUUAAAAUGAAGUAGGAAUAGGAUGAACAAGCAAACUAAAGAUAAAUGGGAUUAUUGGAGAAUCAAAGAUAAUAUUAAGUACUGAAAGAACACUUGUAGAGAUAAAGGGAAUUGCAUCUUUAGAAACUAAAGGAAGAAUAAGAAAUGGUAUAAGAAGCAUAAAAGAGAGAUAGCGCAAUGGGAUAAUACCUAAGACAAUCAUCAAAAGAAUUAGAAAUUAGCUAAAAGCUAAAGUAUGAUAAUAAAAUCAACUCUGUAGUUCUUUCUGCCUAGAAUAAUAAUAAAUAAAGUAUCCUUAGUAGGUCUAAUAAUUCUCAUGAGCUAGCUGAUGAGAUGAAGGAUGCAGUUGUGGGAAUGAGUCCUAUUUAACUUAAAAUGGAAACAGAUAGAGGAUCUAGUAUAAAUACAUACAGACUUGAGCAAUUAGAAGAGAUAAUGAGAGUCAAAGGUAUUACAAACCUUGAUUAGAACUUGAUUAAAAUACCAGAACUCUAAAUCUCACAAUCCCCAACAAACACCUUUUCAUCAUAAGAGAAUUCUGUAAAGAAAUCUUCCAAGGGCUCUAAAACCAACUAUUAAUCUAAAAAUUAGAAUUUAAAGGAUAGAAAAAAAGUUAAAAUAAAUACCUAGGAGUUAUUAGAGGAAGAUAGUUUAGCAAACUCCCCAAAAAGAAAUUAAAGUUAUAAUUUUAGUAAUACUUCACCUGGAAAAGAAUUAAAAAAAACUUAUUAAUCUUAGUCAAGUUAAUUGAAUCUUUAAUAUAAGAAAAACUCAGAGGAAUCCAAUAUGCCUAAUUAUGAUCCUGAAUAAGGAAAAAACGAAAUACUAAAAAAAAUUGUUGAAGAGUAAUAAAAGCACCUUAAAAUAUAAAAAUCUUAUAAAUAUUCUUCAAGAAAUUCUAAUAGAACAGGUUAAUAAGCAUAAGACUCAAAUCAAGAACAAAAUUAAGAUGAAUCAAGUACUAAUAGCAAAAAUGGAAACAGCCAUAAUAAUUUCAUAACUAUAAACAACUAAUCAGAAAAUGCUAGUAAAUAAUAAUCCCCUGAAAGUUAUAAACGUAAUUAAUUAAGAAUUAAUAGAGGGAGUCCUAAGAAACAACAGAAAAAGGAAAAUCUAAAUGAAGUAUCGAUCAAAGCUACUCAGUAUAUGAGAGACUCAAAAAAUAAUCAAAUCUCCUUAUUCACAUCCAAAGAGUUGCCCUCAAUGUCUAAAAAUGCAUCAGAGAAGAAAAAUAUUCCGCCUAUGCUGAGGAUAGAUCUUCUAAAAAAUCAUAAAUCCUCUUCCCCUUCUAAUGGAUUUAGUAAUCCCUUGUCAUCUCGAAAGCCGAUUCCAAUUGAUGGUGAAAGUGAGAGAUAAGAUUUGAUAAAUGAAAUUAUUAAGCUGACUACACCAAGAUCUCCUUAAAAAGAAGAUUACAAAAAUUCUGAUAUACUACUUUAUAGAAAUAUGAAAAGUACUGCAAAAAGUAAUAUCAACAUUAUGUAUGGCUCUGUUUCGCAAAAGAGUGCGAGGAAAGUUAAACUUGAGAAAAAGAAAAAGACUCCAAAAGAGAAAUAUAAAUGA